AUGGCUCGGCUCGGCGCGCUGCUGUCCUGCCUGCUGCCCUUACAUUGCGCGCUCUGUGCCGCCCCAGGCAGCGGGACCCCAGAGCUGCGGCUUUCUGAGAAGCUUAGCGACUAUGGUGUCACAGUGCCCUUCAGCACAGAUUUUCGGGGACGCUUCCUCUCCCAUGUGGUAUCAGGCCCAGCAGCAGCAGCAGCCACUGCCACCACCUCCACGAUGACUGAGCAUGCGGACGGACCACACCUACGGGUGGCUCGCAGCCCCCUGGGGACCACCACAGAGGAGCCCUUCUCGCUCUACUUCAACGUGACUGUGUUUGGGGAACAACUGCACUUAGGCCUGCGGCCCAACCAGAGGCUGGUGGUGCCAGGAGCCAUGGUGGAAUGGCAGGAGGAUUUUCAGGAGCUGUUCCGGCAGCCCUUGCACCAGGACUGUGUGUACACAGGCAAUGUCACCGGCAUGCCUGGGGCAACUGUGGCCAUUAGCAACUGUGAUGGACUGGCCGGCCUCAUCCGCACACAGAACACUGACUACUUCAUUGAGCCUCUGGAAUGGGGCCGACAAGAGGAAGAAGAGGCUGGUGGGAGGAAACACGUGGUGUACCGCUGGGAAGCUGUGCAGCAUGAAGGGGCGGAGCCGCACAAGGACAUGCACGAUGAAGCCUUUGGCCCAGGCAACCUUCCCAACGUGCUGGGCCAGGUGAAAGAGCAGCUGCACCAGGCGGAGCGGAAACGGCGACAUGCCAGCCCCGGCAGCUACAACAUGGAGGUGCUGCUGGCAGUGGAUGACUCAGUGGUGCGCUUCCAUGGCAGGGAACAUGUGCAGAACUACAUCCUCACCUACAUGAACAUCGUGGAUGAGAUCUACCACGACGACUCCCUGGGCACCCAUCUGAACCUUGUCAUUGUUCGCCUGAUCAUGGUUGGCUACUACCAGUCCCUGAGCCUGAUCGAGCUUGGGAAUCCUGCCCGUAGCCUGGACCAGGUAUGUCGCUGGGCUCAGUCUCAGCAGCGCCAGGACCCCAACCAUCCUGAGCACCACGACCACGUGAUCUUCCUCACUCGGCAGAAGUUUGGACCUGCAGGGUAUGCACCUACUGCUGGCAUGUGCCAUCCCCUAAGAAGCUGUACCCUUGACCUUGAGGAUGGUUUCUCCUCCACCUUUGUGGUGGCCCACGAGACUGGCCAUGUGCUGGGCUUGCAGCAUGAUGGGCAGAUGAACACCUGUGCCGAUGACGUCAGCCUGGGCAGUGUCAUGGCGCCACUGGUGCAGUCCUCCUUCCACCGCUUCCACUGGUCCCACUGCAGCAGGCUGGAGCUCAGGCGUUACCUCUCCUAUUACACCUGCCUCCUUGACAACCCCUUCAAGCCCAACUGGCCUGAACCCCCGGUGCUGCCUGGAAUUAACUACUCAAUGGAUGAGCAGUGCCGCCUCGACUUUGGCACUGGCUACCGAAAGUGCAUCCAGUUUAUGCUCUUGGAUCCCUGCAAGCAGCUGUGGUGUUCCCACCCCGACAACCCACACUUCUGCAAGACCAAGAAGGGGCCCCCACUGGAUGGCACCCAGUGUGCCCCAGGAAAGUGGUGCUUCAAAGGUUACUGUGUCUGGAAGACACAGGAGCUGAUGUACAGUGAGGAUGGAGGCUGGAGUUCCUGGACCAGCUUCGGGUCCUGCUCGCGGUCGUGCGGGGGCGGGGUGCGAUCCCGCAGCCGGAGCUGUGACAACCCCCCUCCAGCCCAUGAAGGCCACUCAUGCCCAGGGCCCAUGUUCGAGUACCAGAUCUGCAACAGUGAGGAGUGUCCAGGGCCCUACGAAGACUUCCGGGCCCAGCAGUGUGCCAAACGCAACUCCUACUACAUCCACAAGAACACCAAGCACAGCUGGAUCCCCUAUGAGCCUGAAGACGAUGACCAGAAGUGUGAGCUGAUCUGCCAGUCAGAGGACACGGGGGACGUGGUGUUCAUGAACCAGGUGGUACAUGAUGGCACUCGCUGCAGCUACCGGGACCCGUACAGUGUCUGUGCCCGCGGCGAGUGUGUGCCUGUCGGCUGUGACAAGGAGGUGGGGUCCAUGAAAACAGAUGAUAAGUGUGGAGUCUGUGGUGGUGACAACUCCCAUUGCAAGACUGUGAAGGGAACACUGGGCAAGGCCUCCAAGCAGGCAGCUCUCAAGCUAGUGCAGAUCCCGGCGGGCGCCAGGCACAUCCUGAUUGAAGGGCUGGAGAAGGCCCCCCCACAAUGCAUUGCGAUAAAGAACCAGGUGACAGGAAACUUCAUCCUCAACCCCAAGGACAAAACGACCCCAAACCCAAAUCGGACUUUCACCGCACUGGGCCUGGAAUGGGAACACUCAGUGCAAGAUGCCAAGGAAAGCCUCAAGACCAGCGGGCCCCUGCCUGAAGCCAUCGCUGUCCUGGCGCUCCCCCUGGUGGAGGGUGGCCCCCGCAGCAGCCUGACCUACAAGUACGUCAUCCAUGAGGACCUGCUGCCCCAGAUCGGGAGCAACAAUGUGCUUCUGGAGGAGACAGACACCUACGAGUGGGCACUCAAGAGCUGGUCCCCCUGCACCAAGACCUGUGGAGGAGGUAUCCAGUUCACCAAGUAUGGCUGUCGCCGCCGACGGGACCACCAGAUGGUGCAGCAGCACUUGUGUGAACACAGGAAGAAGCCCAAGCCCAUCCGCCGACGCUGCAACCAGCAGCCCUGUGUGCAGCCCACGUGGGUGACAGGAGAGUGGAGCGCCUGCAGCCGGAGUUGUGGGAAGCAGGGACUGCAGGCUCGGAAGGUGCAGUGCCUGCUGGAGAUCUCCAAUGGUACCUACGAGGUCAUGCUGGCCAAGGCCUGCUCUGGCGAUCGGCCUGAGGCCCGGCGGCCCUGCCUGCGGGUGCCCUGCCCAGCACAGUGGCGGACAGGAGCCUGGUCGCAGUGCUCCGUCACCUGUGGGAAAGGUAUCCAACAGCGGCAGGUGGUGUGCCGUGCCAGCGCCAACAGUGUCGGACAGUGCGAGGCAGAUAAGCCGGACACCGUCCAAGUCUGCAGCCUGCCCCCCUGCGAAGGAACUCUCCAGGACUCCAUGGUGAGGGCUGACCUCCAGGAGCCCCUGGCUGCAGAAGGACAGUGGAUGUCGCAUACGGGUUCCCAACUCCCCAUGGAUGAGAUAUCAGCAACGGAGCCCUGCGUGGGGGACAGGUCCAUCUUCUGCCAGAUGCAAGUGCUCAAGCGCUACUGUUCCGUCCCCGGCUACCGCCGCUUGUGCUGUGAGACCUGUUCUACAGAAGACUCGGCCCAAGACACCAGCCCGGACCCCAGCCUGGCCUCACUGCCCUCCUUCUCCACUCCUGGGAGCCCCUUCCCAGAUGCUGCAGUGGUGUCUACUUGGGGCCCAGCGGGAGCAGCUAGCCAUCAGUUUGAUCCACCCGCAGAACUCCCAGGACCUCCGCACACGAGCUCUGCAGUGAGCCAACAUCACCCUGUCCCCCAGAAACUGAGUCAUACCACCAUGCAGGGACAGCCUUGGGGCUGGACCCCGACACCUUUGCCAGCCUCUGAGGAUACCGGGCAGCCAGGGGAGGAGCCGACACAAGGUAGCCUUCCUCCUACCUCUUUGGUGACCUGA
Ochotona curzoniae (black-lipped pika) is the source of this 3612-nucleotide messenger RNA. RefSeq names its product ADAM metallopeptidase with thrombospondin type 1 motif 14 (gene ADAMTS14). Gene Ontology annotation, molecular function: metalloendopeptidase activity. The record is from RefSeq and is a predicted model, not a curated record. The transcript has 22 exons. NCBI's taxonomy places the organism in Eukaryota, Metazoa, Chordata, Mammalia, Lagomorpha, Ochotonidae. Gene Ontology annotation, biological process: proteolysis; extracellular matrix organization. Gene Ontology annotation, cellular component: extracellular matrix. The coding region runs from base 1 to 3612 and encodes 1203 amino acids.